Messenger RNA from Arthroderma uncinatum, 1674 nucleotides. RefSeq lists its product as uncharacterized. The transcript is spliced from 4 exons. Gene Ontology annotation, biological process: deadenylation-dependent decapping of nuclear-transcribed mRNA; ubiquitin-dependent protein catabolic process. Bases 1 to 1674 code for a protein of 557 amino acids. Gene Ontology annotation, cellular component: P-body; nucleus. Gene Ontology annotation, molecular function: RNA 7-methylguanosine cap binding; cysteine-type deubiquitinase activity. The record is from RefSeq and is a predicted model, not a curated record. NCBI's taxonomy places the organism in Eukaryota, Fungi, Ascomycota, Eurotiomycetes, Onygenales, Arthrodermataceae.
AUGGACGAGCAAGCAGAUAGCGCCAGCCUGGUCCCACGGUUCGUUCUGGACCGGCUGCUGAACCAGGACCAGAAUGACCGCCGCAUCUCACUCCUCGGCUCAAUCGACAGCCAACCAGCUCUCCUGCUCCUCGAGCGCGCCGCCUUCGCCGUCGAUCAGCCUUCUCUAGCCUCAAUCUGCUCCUCUCUCACGCACAUCUCCCACCUCAGCGCAAACGACAUCUACCAUUGGGCCCUGGCCUGCUCUCCUUCCUCGCCUUCCUCGCCGGACCUGAAGCUCACCCUCAUCUACCCGUGCACGCCCCAGCAUGUUGCCAAAUACUCUGUCCAGCCCGUACGCAUGGUCACAGAGACACCAGCCAUCUACCAGCAGCAUGUCCGCCCAUACAUGUCCGGUAAGCGUGAAGCCGGCCGUCUGAACUGGGUCUACAACAUCAUCGAAGGCCGCAAGGAGCAGGAGGAUGUACUCUUCCGCCACGAAGACGAGGAGGAAGGGUUCUUGCUACUCCCGGACUUGAACUGGGAUCGUAAGACGAUGGGGACUCUACGGCUACUAAGCCUAGUCCAGCGGAGGGAUAUCUGGAGUCUGCGAGAUCUACGGAAGAAACACGUUCCAUGGCUCAAACAGAUGCGUGAAAGCAUACUCGAUAGCGUGGUGAAGGUCUAUCCGUCCAUGGAGCGGGAUCAGAUCAAGCUGUAUGUUCACUAUCAGCCAACAUACUACCAUUUUCACAUCCAUGUAGUCAAUGUCAUGCUCGACGCGGGCAAUACGCAGGCUACCGGCAAGGCGUUUGGGCUGGAGAACCUCAUCUCGCAACUUGAGACCAUUGCGGGGGAUGAGGAGGCGGGGAUGGCAGAUAUGGAUCUCACGUAUUACCUGGGAGAGGCCAGUGAGCUGUGGGUGAACGUAUUCGCCCCAUUGAAGGACAACAACCCCGACUGUCCACGCAAUGCGAAGGCGUUUGUGCCUCUCGAAAAUAACCCCGAGGUCAUGUCACAUCUAAUCCACCAACUCGGCCUUCCAUCCUCUCUCGGUUUUGCAGACGUCUUCAGCAUCUCCGACCCAGACCUUCUAGCUUUCAUCCCUCGCCCCUCACACGCCCUCCUUCUCGUCUUCCCGGUCUCACAGACCUAUGAAAAGUCCCGAGUUGCCGAAGACGCUGAUAUCCAACCAUACACUUCCUCUGGACCCCAGGAGCCAGUAACAUGGUUCAAACAGACGAUCCGCAACGCGUGUGGUCUCAUCGGCCUACUUCACGCCGUAUGCAACGGUGCAUCAAAGCGCGAGAUCACGCCAGGCUCCGAUUUAGCAAAAUUACUAGCUGACGCUAUCCCGUUAGCUCCUCAGGAGAGGGCAGACUUGCUAUAUUCUAGCUCUGCGCUGGAGAGUGCGCAUGCCGAUGCUGCUAAGAAGGGGGACUCGACUGCGCCUGAUGCCGAAGAGAAUGUUGAUUUGCAUUUCGUGUGCUUUGUCAAGGGUGAUGAUGGAAAGUUGUAUGAGCUUGACGGGAGGAGAAAGGGGCCAUUGUGCCGAGGAGAGUUGGGUGAGGAUGAGGAUAUGUUGAGUGAGAAGGCGUUGGAUAAGGGGGUUAGGAGGUUUUUGAAAACGGAGGAGGCUGCUGGGCAGGGUGACUUGAGAUUCAGUCUUGUUAGUCUCGGGCCCGUGUUUGACUGA